This is a messenger RNA of Symbiodinium pilosum, 2466 nucleotides long. NCBI's taxonomy places the organism in Eukaryota, Dinophyceae, Suessiales, Symbiodiniaceae. The record is from the annotation of a GenBank genome assembly.
AUGAUGGACAAGGAUGCUCGGCAAACACUUCAUGGUCAACCCCCUCCAUCAGGGACAGAGCCGUCAGUGCAGCUACGGCAGGCGUUGAAGGAAAUCAGCCUUGCACGGGCCCGUGUGUCCCAUGCUGAGGAAGAGAUGCUGAGAUGCCAGGAGGCAAUGAGUCGAUUGAGGAGGAACGUGAGAGUCAUUGCAACUGUCAAGCCAAGUGAGGAGGAGCAAGACUGGCUGCGGAUUGUGAGCCCACAAGAGCUGCAGGUCAGUGGUGUGGAUCCAAUUCAAGCGCAGGCAAAUAGGCGACGACGCAUGAGCACAGGUUGCAUUCCUGAGAAUUCACUUCCAGAAAGGCGACCGCGCUACUCCGUUUCAUCGUCAAGCAAGCUGCAGUUCGAGCACAUUCUGCAACAAUCAGAUCUUGCUGGCCUGAACGAAGUGUUGAAGACAGAUGUGCAAGCCGCUGUUGCCGGGCAGGCCACCAGCUUGCUGUUGUGUGGUGCUGGCCACCAGAGCUCCAUCUACAGCUUAGCGCACCAGGUUGCGUGUGAACUUGAGCUUCAUGCCUGUGACGUGGCGGACUUCAAGGCGUCGCUGCAAAUGUUCGAGGUCUCCGGUGACCACCUUCGAGAUCUUCUGCAGGAAUCAAGCAUGCCCAGCUUCAAAGGAAGGCUGCGAUUUCGCGCUCUGGCAUCUGAGUUGGUUUGGAAGUCCCAUCAGGUUGCAUCCACACUUCGCAGUCUCAUAGGUGAGGGGUGGUCGCGCCACCUUCAGAGCCGGUUUGCUGUGUCGCAUGUGGCGGUGAUUUUCCAACUGUUCAGGUCUUGCAAACUCGCUGGGCAGAUUACGGUGGUUGGCACAGAUGCCAACGAUCGAUUAGUGCCAUGCCGUGGUUUCAAGCUCCCGCACCUGCUGCAGGAUAUCUUGGAGGAGUGCCAGGAUCGGACAACUAUGAUUCUGAGGCUUGAUGCUGCAGCGCAGGCCGAGACGCUGCGGACUUUACAGUUUGGACACCGGGUGCAGUCCUUCCUGACACAUUUGCCAGAUGCAGAUACACGCCUCGCUGAGAACGAGGAAUGUGAGGAGCUCCGUGCCGAACUGUGCAGCUUGAAAGUUCAAACGAGCCAGGUUCUGCAAGAGAUUGCUGAGAUGAAGCUGGAAGUGCAACGCAAAGAUGCAGCAAUUCUUGAGUUGGGGCGACGAUCAGAACUUACCCGGCCAUCUAGCACUUGGCGCUUGGCGCAAAUGGCUUCGCAGGCAAGGGGUGAGACAGCGAAGGCCGGCUUCUGCCGCAGCAGGUUGAAAGCAGAGAGGAAUUUACCGCGAGGUGAACCCUUGGUCACAACCACGGCCCGCAGUUUGUCGCCACAGCCCGUUUCUACGCUGAGCAUGCCCAGGAGCGGCAAGUCGAUGCUGGCAAGUGGAGGCAGAAGAAUGGUGCCAGUACUGAGGAACCAACCCGCUGUGACACGUACGACACUGGCCGUGUCAGCUUUGAAUGCUUGCAGAACCGUGGAGGUCCAGAUUCCUGGAAGCAGUAGUAAAGGUUCUCUGAGCCACGUGACGGUAAGAAACCGGCAGAAGGAGGAUGCACUUUCCCGAGCUGCCGGUUCUGUACCGCGAAAGGUGCCGCUUCGCCCGCUUCGCCAGGCCUUUGUGCAGCCUCGUUUGGUGAACCUUCUCAGUGUUCGUGAGGAGGAAGACCACACAGAGGUCCACAAGGCAGCUACCCAAGCUGAAACGCGCCCAUUGUUAGCCCCUCAUUCACGGUGCGAAAGUCUCACUGAGAAGCAGGACUUGCAGCUCAAGGAUUCAGAAGGCAGUGUCGCCAGCUCAAGUGAUGUCGAGAGUCUUCGCAGUGACAUAUUUUGCGAGAGGCUCCCGUGUCACCGUGCCAGAAUACGAAAGGAGCACCAUCUCAAGUUGGACUUGACUCUCGUAUCCGAGCGGACUUCCGGCGUGGUGCAAGAAGGACCUGUUCCCGAAACUCCGAGAGGGAGGCCUCCUGUUGCAUGGUGGCAUUCUUCAGAGGUGGCGGCACCUGCAUCAGCCCGCGGCCACGCCCCUCUUUGCGAGACACUCGGUGGCAGUCGACGUGAACCACGCAGUUUGUAUGUGCUAGAGAUGGUAACUCCCCGGACUGCCGUGUCACUCCAUGCGAGUUUGGAGGUCGUAGAGGUCGAGAGUCCGCUGCUGCUUUUGCGGCCUCCGUGCCAAGAUACUCCCAAGGGAGGAGGCAGCGGUCGACCAAGCAUUAGCAACAUCUCCAUUUCAAGCGACGAGGAUGAUAUUCGCAGUCGAUUAAACAAGGAGAUUGGCAAAUCAGAUGCAAGUGAUGACGCCAGUGCUUCCGACAAGGCUCUUCCGCAAGAAUGCUUCCCUUCCUCCCCAUGCUCUGGGUCAACAUUAGCCCGCAUGCUCACGACGAACGUGCAAACUCCAGCUCGAUCUAAUCGUUGCCAUCUGCUGAGCUGA